This is a messenger RNA of Papaver somniferum (opium poppy), 1136 nucleotides long. Its product is annotated as probable S-adenosylmethionine-dependent methyltransferase At5g38100. Gene Ontology annotation, biological process: methylation. The record is from RefSeq and is a predicted model, not a curated record. NCBI's taxonomy places the organism in Eukaryota, Viridiplantae, Streptophyta, Magnoliopsida, Ranunculales, Papaveraceae. The transcript is spliced from 3 exons. Gene Ontology annotation, molecular function: S-adenosylmethionine-dependent methyltransferase activity. Bases 204 to 914 code for a protein of 236 amino acids.
UCCAACACCAUUAAAUGAUAGAUUCCUUGUAACAUUACCAACUCAAACAGCAGGUUCCCAACCCUUUCCUUCCAGAAUUCCACCAAAUUAGUAAUCAUUAUUUCCACGGUUUCUUAAACUCUUUGUUAUAGAAAAAUCAUCAACAGUUCAAAACCAUUAACAUACACUGAGUAGCAAAGAAACGGGGUGAUCAAGAGAGAAAAAUGGAUGCAAUAUCAGAAACGAAAUCAUUCCCAAUGAAAGGUGGAGACGAUGAAUCCAGUUAUGUCAAGAAUUCUUCGCUUCAGGUUCCAAAAGAGGUUGCUGACAUAAAUUCCUCAGCAUGGAAUAAAGGCAGGAUACAUUAUACUGAUGCACCAAAUGAAGUCUUACAAGCUUAUUCAGCUCAGUAUGUUAUGGACAUGGAGGUUUUUCUUCUAGCCCGUGCACAUGAGGUUGUCUGUGGUGGGUUGAUGUUUCUGGUCAUUCCAGGUGUUAUCGAUGGAACAAAUGGUUCCCAAACUGGUGGUGGAUUUUUCCAUGUUUUGGGAUUUUGUCUCGUGGAAAUAGCCAAAAUGGGAAUGGUGGAUGAAGCUAAAGUGGAUUCAUUCAACUUACCAGUGUACCACACAUCCCCUAAAGAAGUGAACGAUUUGGUAGAGAAAAAUGGGUAUUUCAAUAUAGAAAGAUUGGAGAAAAUGUAUUCGCCAGGUAUAAGCAUUGAUCAUAUACAAAUAUUCAGUGACCAUCUAAGAGCUGGGUUGGAAGUAAUCAUUAAACAACAUUUUGGUUUCAGCAAGAGUGAUCUCGACAUACUGUUCGAUGUGUACACCAAAAGACUUGUCGAUUCUUUCCCAACCUUGGCAAUAGCAGCAGAGAAAUCCCUUCAUAUGUUUUAUGUUCUCAAACGCAACAACAUUACUAUUGCACACUAGUGCAAAACGUUAUUUAUUUAUAUGUUGCAGCAGAUAGUAGUAGUUUCAAAAUCAACCGUUUCGGGUCUUGACGUCUCGUUACACAUUGGAAAAUUGGACUAUUUACAAACAGUAUGUAGACUCGAGUUCUGAAAGGAAAAGACUGUGGAAGAUCAAACGUUAUCUUUGUUGUAGAAUUUUCGCAUGUUAAUUUUGAUAUACCAAGCAACAUAAUUCAUUGAA